AUGUAUUGGCGUUGGAAUGGCCAGUUCUUUGACAAAAUCACACUGAAAGACCUUGGCCUGGUCUUUCAAGUUGGCCACCCUCCUGGCAUUGCCUGUAUCAACCUGAGACUUGGGCCACAUGACUUCGUAGUGGUUCACACGAAUGGUAUUCAUCCCAUCUCCAUACGAUAUUGUGAGUGCAAUCAUCUUCAUGAAGCUGGUGACACUAUUCAACAAUUGUUACACUAUGAACUGUACCCUGCCACCCUCUUCGAUCCUACCACAUGCUUUAUCUACCGUGUACUCGAACACUUCAGCAUGCUCACGCUCCAAGGCAAGAUCACACCAUACGAUUAUUAUCUCAGCCUGCAGUACCUUACUGACAAUCUGAAGCUUGGUGUGAGCUAUGACUGCUUGAAAUCCUUCAUGCAUGUCGUGCGUGAAUGGAGACACAUCAAGAUGCUCAAAUGUGCCAAUCGCGGCCACGAACCGGGUGGAGUGAAUGCGACAAAACCGGGUGAGCUGUGCGUCAGAUGCCCAGCUUGUCUGCGCCCAGGCUUCAACCUGCCGGACAAUUGGAGUAAUGUCUCGGAUGAAUUGAAAUUUGUAUACACAAUGGUGAUCGCAAUCAAUGCCAAUUUCCGGCUCCGUCGCCGUGCAGUCUCUUCGGAUGCCAGGGACCCUCCUCUCGGCCCAAGCUGGGGAUUUUUCAUCUCCACUUGCACUGGUUUGCAAGCCCUGUCUCAGGCAGACCGAUGCUUCAGCAAGGGUCUCGCCACUACUGGAGUUGGCAUGGCACUCGACGGCAGGCAUGGAUUCAUACUGCCGACCGGAGUUGGAGACCUCCAGAAGGGGGAGAGGUACUGUAACAUGGAUUAUAUCAUCGCUUCGGUUCUGUCACACUACAAAGACUUCCCUCCCUUGCUGCUGUCCUAUGAUAUCGCAUGUCAGUGGUCCGUCCAUCUCCAUGAACGUUUAGGGCAACUACCCGCGCACAUGAAAAUUGACUUGCCCGAGGGUGAUCUGCACUACGCAAUUCCAAAAUAUCACUUCAACGCACACAAAGUCCAGGGCCAUACACAAUAUUCUCUCAACUACAUGCGAGGCGCAGGGCGUACCGAUGGUGAGGAGAUUGAACACUCUAUGCGUGAGAUGGGCUCCGGAUCCCGUGAAGACAUUCUAGAAGACCAUCUCAACUAUGCAAAUAUCAGGAAAUAUGUUGAUAUGGAUAAGCAAAAAGUGGAAGCAUACGAGAAUGAUCCUUUCUUGCCAGACCCAUACAACAGAGAAAUUCCAGGUCUGUACACAAACCGCUUUGCCGUGGCCAAGCUAAUGUGCACUACUGCAGGCAUGACUGAGGCUGAUAUUUGCCUGCAGCUGAUGGAAGAGGAAAACCGCACCAUUCAAGAUGGAGACCUGCCCCUUCACCGCGUCAGUCCUGCAAAUAUGGUCAUCGAAUUAUUGGAGAUAGAAGAUCAGCACACGGCGUUGCAGACUGCUGAGCUAUUUGAGAAGCAGACAGCAAUUCAGUGGCACAUCACCACCAUCAGAGAGGUCCAGUCGAUCUACAUGCCCGUCGUGCCGUUGCUCGUAGCGCGCAGGGAGCAAGACGCCCUUCUACAUAAGCUAGACGAGACAGAUCUCGCCUUGUGCUCACAAGGUCUUGCAGAGAUCAAAGAGCGUCUUCAUGAUGCUCAGCUACACAACAGCCUGAACAAGCUACGGGCGCAGCUCCAUGUGAAGACCCGGCUUGUCGCGUUCAAGAACCGAAAUGUUCACCACCAAAAGCACUGCACUCGGACUCGAGGCCAGCUCCUCAUUAACGAGGCAAAGAUCAGGGCAUUCACUGAGAAAUACCAUGCUGGGUGGAGGGCAAAGUGCGCUUUGGCAGGCAGUGGGGACUGGCAGAAGACAUGGCAAGUUCUCAAGCCAGAAGAUGUGCGCACUCUGUACAAGAAGGACAACCCUAUCAAUGCAAAGGCGGUGCUGUACAACGAUGGCCUAGGAUCUGACGACGAAGACCAAGACGAGCACAUAGAUGAAGAGCUGUGCAAACAAGGAAAGAAGCGCAAACAGAUCUCAAAGUCGAAACAGCAGAAGCUGCCAAAGAAGAAGAAGCACAUCUCUGAAGGGCAAAGGACGACAUCAUGGAUCUGGCUUGGAGCAGACAACACUGGUCUCAUGGGAGAGCUAGAGGGAAUGGCCCCAGCCCUUUGUGACGAGUUCAUCCGUGCAAAAGCGCGCCAUUUACGCCACAAGAAGGAAUGUCUGUGGCUCACAGAGGAGAAGAAACGUACAAUGGAAUCACUUGAGCACAAAGCCCUUCUGUGGGACGUGCGUGAAGGUCAAGCGGGGAACUACAGCACCUCUGACAUUGAACUCCAAGGUUGUAUGGCAUACGCCGCCUGGCAGGCUUUCUACCGCCGCUGGCUAAAAGCAAAGUUUCAUACUCUGUGGACGUCUCCGAAAAAGCAGUCCCCGAGGAAGGCUGUCGCUGCAGCAGAAUUGCCCGCAGGCUCGUACGAUGUGUCUGACAUGUUCAACGAGCCAGUAGAAGGUCUCACCGAGAGAGGUAUUGACAAGACUCAUGUUAUCAUCAGCAAGGCAAGUGAAUCAGAGGUCGAGGACGAAGGCUCGCUAGCAGGGUGCUUUGAAGACUCAGAUGAUGACUUGUGUAUACAGGGGCUCGAGUUCUCGGACAAUGAGGAUGACAGUCAGCAAUAUACAACAUUAGUGUAG
Phanerochaete carnosa HHB-10118-sp is the source of this 2718-nucleotide messenger RNA. RefSeq lists its product as uncharacterized. The transcript has 10 exons. Bases 1 to 2718 code for a protein of 905 amino acids. The record is from RefSeq and is a predicted model, not a curated record. NCBI's taxonomy places the organism in Eukaryota, Fungi, Basidiomycota, Agaricomycetes, Polyporales, Phanerochaetaceae.